Messenger RNA from Papilio machaon (common yellow swallowtail), 1446 nucleotides. RefSeq names its product homeobox protein Hox-A1. The transcript has 2 exons. Gene Ontology annotation, biological process: regulation of transcription by RNA polymerase II. Gene Ontology annotation, molecular function: RNA polymerase II cis-regulatory region sequence-specific DNA binding; DNA-binding transcription factor activity, RNA polymerase II-specific. Lineage: Eukaryota; Metazoa; Arthropoda; Insecta; Lepidoptera; Papilionidae. Gene Ontology annotation, cellular component: nucleus. The record is from RefSeq and is a predicted model, not a curated record. Bases 306 to 1313 code for a protein of 335 amino acids.
UGCCCACAAUCACGGUCGCCUCAACGUCGGCCGCGCCGCGCUUCAUUUUAUAACACUUAAAUUUAUUAACAAAACUCGGUCGUGGAAAACCGUAACGUAGUCGUCUGGUUAUUGCGGCGUAUCUCUACAACUUUACCGUCUCCGUCGGCCCGCGGGCCGCGAACGCGUCCAAGUGGGAUGGAAAAUUCGAAAAUUAGGUGCGAUUAAGAAAAUAGUGUUGCGCGUCGCAAUUCGAAGCGGCGCGCUCAGUGCGGCGGGAGUCGCGCCGGCGACGUGCGCAGUGAGGACGCUCCGGCACCUCCGACAUGAUGACCAUGGACGUGGGCAUGUAUGGUGAGCAGCAGGGCUGCGGCGAGUACUACCCGCCGCCCUGCCAGUACGACUGCCACGAAGGCUACUAUGACCAGCAGCAGUACUAUGAGCCCGCGCUGACGGCGCCGCUCGACACGCCGCCCGUCAUCAGCACCGACGCCGGGCUCUGCUACACCAACCUGGACUAUGGCGAGCUGCAGCACGCGUAUCCCGCACCGACGCACGCUCCGCACGUGCCUCACACUCCCCACACACCACACGCAGCCCACACGCCACACAUGCCCCUUGCGCACCGGGAGGAGCAUAAGUUGGAUGGACACUACCUAGAAAGCAAGUACAACAUGCACUUCGUGGAUGAGAGUGUGCAGUACAGUGCACACGCCGGGUCGCCUCUUCCUUGCGGGGACUUCGACCCCUACCAGCCCAAGGAGGAGUUCCUCGGACUGCGCGAGGGCUUUCCGCGCGACGCUGACCUGCACGCGCUGGCGCCGCACACGCACGUGCAACAUGCCCAGCACGCGCAGCACGCACAGCAUGCCGCGCACGCCGUGCCCACUUACAAGUGGAUGCAGGUCAAGAGGAAUGUACCGAAACCAACAGUUCCAAAACUGAUGAUACCACCGACCGAGUUCACGAGCCAAGGUGUGAUGGGCAGUCCGCAGGACGGCAUGCGGACCCCCACGGGAGGCCAGAUGCUUGCCAACCCCUUGCUCAACCUGAACAACACCGGCCGCACCAAUUUCACCAAUAAACAACUCACGGAGCUCGAAAAAGAGUUCCACUUCAACAAGUACCUCACGAGAGCGAGGAGGAUAGAGAUAGCCUCCGCGCUGCAGCUAAACGAGACGCAAGUUAAGAUAUGGUUCCAGAACAGACGGAUGAAACAGAAGAAGAGGAUCAAAGAGGGGCUUAUCGUGGCCCCUGAGGCGAGCCCCGCGACCUCGCAGCCCCCAGUGCAUAACACCCUCGGCUCCAGUGAAAACAGUCGGGAAUCCAGUUAAAGUUAAUUUAAAUGUAGUCGUAAAUUAUUUAAAGACUAUUGACAUAAAAGUUUAUACAAAUAGUGUAUUUCCUUCUUUCACUUCUUUUCGAAGUGAAGUUAAAUACUGUACGAGCAAGGAAUAUAAACAAAAA